Molecule: messenger RNA, 2280 nt
Organism: Schizosaccharomyces japonicus yFS275
Lineage: Eukaryota; Fungi; Ascomycota; Schizosaccharomycetes; Schizosaccharomycetales; Schizosaccharomycetaceae
Product: hydrolase
Exons: 1
Coding region: 540-2102 (520 amino acids)
Source: RefSeq, a predicted model, not a curated record
AGGUUAUAAGAGCGAGAAAUUGCUCCGGCUGUCGCGCGCGACGCAGGCUGUCGUAACCAUGUAGUAGCCCGAACUCGGCAUUCAUGAUGCGUUGCCAGGUCAUUUCCAUGUAACUUCGCCACGGGCAACGGGCGGUAUGCGAGGCCAUCUCCGACGACACACCUACUUCAUUCAGGCGACUCAGGUUGCAUAAAUGGGCUGCUCUUCCUGAGGGCCGGCAACAGUUAUAAAGUGCCUGUUUGUUUGAUUAUACUGGGAUACCUUUCCCGGCUUUUCAUCCACACGCAUAAUACAUCAUCCACCCACUUCUUUCCACUAAAGUUUUAAUUUUAAUUACCGUCUUAAUUUGCCAUUCGGUUUGGCUUUUCACUAAUUCAUCAUUCCUCUUUACUCACCCAGACUGGUCGUGUGAGUUUUGAAAAAAAGAUCGUGCGUCUCUCAACAAUUGCUUUGACGCUAAGAACAUUCCACGUGUUCGUUACGCACUUGUACAUCUACAAGAGUGAUCAUUUUCUCUCCCCUUAAUUAUAAUAUCUGUAAUGGCUUCUGUUUCUCCUACUCAGAGUCCAGUGGACGAGCGUACUUCGCUGCUCCCAAGAUACUUGGGCAUCCGUGCAGAUGGAACAACCCGUGAUGACGACAAGUCUCCCUUGUUCCGCUGGAUUCGCAGUGUCUCGUUCACGUUGUUGGCCAUCACACUAAUCGUGUACAUUCUACUUGUUGUUAAUUUAUUCGUCUCUAUUCCGGUGCUGACCCCACGCUCCCCUGGUUUCCUGCCCCUCGGCUUCAACUUGCUCUCCAUGGGCAUUCUUUUGUUGCAGCUCCUUUCUUCGUAUGAACCCUCUGUUGCUGAGAGGUUUACGCAGAGGGUCGUUGCAGUGUUACUGGCCGUCGACGUGGUUGUCAUGAUGGUCUCAGGCACCUACCGUCACACCGAGGGAUGGCGCGGAAUCCUAUGGUGCAGCUGGGCUUUGAUCGUUGCUCUGUGGGCCAUUGCUGCUGAUUUCUUGCUCAUGAAGAACAGCGGUUACUACGAUGAGGCACUUUCGAGCGAGCGCCCUAGAUGGUGGUCCUGGCGCUUGUGGUCUCACUGGACUGCUGCAUCCCUGGGUUCUGCCAUUGUUUCUGUCGUGACCAUCCUCCUUUCGCUGAGCUUGUUGCUGCGCUGGUACGACUCGGCGGUUCCUGUCCCAGGGCACUUGUACAGCGUUGCUGACUACUCGGCGCGUAUUCACAUGCAGUGUUUCGGCAAUCAGUCCAGCAACUACCCCACAAUUCUUCUUGAGGGCGGCGAGUACUCUGUCCACCCCCUUAAGGCCUGGUUAAUGCAAUUGCAAGGCCCUCAAAACAAAGACGGUUCCCGGAACCCUUCGGCAGUCCCUCUCGAUGACAGAUACAACCUGGGCGACUUGUCUUACGUUCCUGAGGAUACUCGUGUCUGCGUUUGGGACCGCCCCGGAAUGGGUUGGUCCGACAACGUUGGAACUCCUGUGUCUGCCGGCAUGGUGACCGACAUUCUCAGUGAGGUUCUUGAGCAGGCUCACGUUCCCGGACCCUACGUCGUUGUCGCGCAUGGCGUCGGUGGUGUAUACUCGACUAUCUUUGCCGCGAGACACGUUAACGAUGUAAAGGGUCUCGUCUUAAUUGACAGUGGCUACGAAAACACACUGAAAGAUUCAGGCCGCAUGCUUCACCGGUUCUGGGUCGGUGUUCGUGGUGUGUUUUCACCUCUUGGCCUGGGCCGCAUGUGGUAUUGGCUGUUUACCGGAAAGAGUCGGUUGGACCGCAUUGCUGGUGAGGCUACUUAUAUUAAUGAUCGCUGGAUCAAGAACAAGAUGGAAGAGUCUUUGACGGGUCCUUUGUUCUCGCUUCACGAACUCCGAGCAGCCACCUCGGUACUUCCAAAGGACUUGCCCGUCGCUGUUAUCUCAUCCGGCAAAAACAUAAAGCGUCUUAAGCGCUGGGCUGCUGAUCAGCGCGGACUUAGCAAGCUUACCCAACAUACGAUGUGGGACAUUGCUUCCAAUGCGGGACACAAUGUUUGGUUGGACGCUGAGGGCGCAUCGCUCAUCUUAAAACGCAUUGCUGAGCUUGCCUCCUAGACAGCUCCACUCGUUCAUCCGUGUUUCGUUUUUGGUUUUAGAAAGUCCCGUGUGCUUCAGUUUUACUCUAAAUUACGUUAAUGAAUAAUGUUUAUGAUUGUAAUGUUUUAAAAUUAAUGAACCGAAAAAACUAAAGUGAAAAAGAACUAAGUUGGAGGGAAUAAUACGUUGUCGCAGG